Messenger RNA from Dipodomys ordii (Ord's kangaroo rat), 780 nucleotides. It is a transcript of the gene Rnase1, whose product is annotated as ribonuclease, RNase A family, 1 (pancreatic). Bases 87 to 554 code for a protein of 155 amino acids. NCBI's taxonomy places the organism in Eukaryota, Metazoa, Chordata, Mammalia, Rodentia, Heteromyidae. Gene Ontology annotation, molecular function: nucleic acid binding; RNA nuclease activity. The record is from RefSeq and is a predicted model, not a curated record. The transcript is spliced from 2 exons.
UAAGAUUCAGACCCAAGACCUGAGUGUUUGCAGAAACCGGCCUUCCACCCUGCACAGGAGCCCCAGCUGGAGACAGGAGGUCCACCAUGGCUCCAGAGAAAUCCUUCAGACUGUUCCCACUGCUAGUUCUAGCACUGUUGGUGCUGACCUGGGUCCAAGUAUCCAUGGGCAAGGAAUCCCAGGCCAUGAAGUUCCUUCGGCAACACAUGGACUCAGAUGGUUCCUCCAGCAGUCCCACCUACUGCAACCUAAUGAUGCAGCACCGGAAUAUGACCCAGGGAUGGUGCAAGCCAGUGAACACCUUUGUCCAUGAGCCUGUGGAAGAUGUCCAGGCUGUCUGCUUCCAGAAAAAGAUUUCCUGUAAGGAUGGUCAGAGCAUCUGCUACCAGAGCAAUGCUAGGAUGAACAUCACAGACUGUCGUCUUACAGGUAACUCCAAGUACCCCAACUGUACCUACCGGACCAGCCAGAAAGAAAGACACAUCAUUGUGGCCUGUGAAGGGAAUCCAUAUGUGCCAGUCCACUUUGAUGCUUCUGUAGAGAGCUCCACAUAAAGCCACAGCAUGAAGACAUGCCCCUUCCCCAACCUUACCACUUCCUCUUCCUUUCUUGCCCUGAAACAACAACUUCAUUGGCUCCUAUCCAACAUGCAUGUUUCCUCUCCCUGAGUUUUGUUCCUACAUGGCUCUAGGGGUGAAGAGUAAUUGUGAGGUAGGCCCAUGGAAACUUCCUUCUCUGCUUGUAUUAAUAAAACCUAGUUGCAACCAUUUGAUUCUGGAA